AUGUCAGGUGUUUUGGAAAUUUGCUUUAACGGGACUGGAAGUCCGGCGUCCCCAAGUGCCACUGCGGCUCAAGAACUUUGCAACGCCAACUUGUACGACCCCUACGACAAGCACUUUGAGGAGCUUCUUUACAGAUGCCUUGCAAAUGCCCCUCUGGAGGCGCUAGAGCAAAUCGAUCUGAAGCAGGAAAAAAAUUGGGUUUUGUUUGCCGAUGGGUAUUACUUUCCCAAAUCUGGUCACCAAUCAAUGGAUAGAUCAAGCCGUGGACAUGACUUUUUGAUUGGCCUCACCACCGGCGAAUGGGCGUUUUUUGAAAAUCUGUUUGCAAAGUACAUGGGCAAGACGGACUACUCUGGCGCUAGAUUUCGCAAAACCAUCACCACUUACAUGGGAAUUUCCGACAAACGGCUUAAUACUUUGGAGAAUUUUUACACUCAAAAAUACGACCCGAAGCUGUAUUCGACGAGAGCAACGACUAACGAAACAGCGAUCACAGCCGAACAAUGGUUUUGGUUUGAAGUCGUGGUCAACUCAAUGACCGACCUUGUGUUUCAUGUUCCCAUAGUCACCGAAGUCGAAAAACUGAGAAGUGCUAGGGUGCCUCCUUCGCUUUUUGUUUACACCUAUAACGCGACUUUGGCGGCCCCAUCUUGGAAUCAAAAUCAGCACGCAUCGCAUUCAGAUGAGCUUCCGUGGCUCUUUGGAGAUUUGAAUAAAAUCGGAAGGGAAUCUCCGGGCUACCAAAAAGUUUUGCUCUUUUUUGCUAAAAACGGGCAACUCGGGAACUUUGGAACGACCGGACCCAAAAGGGAGUUUGACUGCGGCAAAACGAGCGUGGACCCAACUUCUUGGAACUUUGGCCCAAGAAAUCUUAAGAUUCAUCAAGGAGUGGAUUCUAAAGAUUCAAGCUACCCCUAUUUUGUUCGCGUGGAACAUGUGGAUGAGACAACUAAUCUGAAGACCAAUUGCGGCGGAUCCUAUAUUGCCCCAAAAUGGGUUCUGACGGCGGCAAGCUGCGUCCGAAAAAAUGUCCGAUGGUAUUACUAUUUGAGCUACAGGUUCAGGCCAGGCAAUAAAUUUGAGGUACAAGCUCAAAGCCAGACUGCUCGUGUUUGGGAUCACGGUGACGUCGCUCUCUUAGAGCUGGAAACGGAUAUUGACACCAGUGAUGAUCUUGGAAAGCGAGUAUGCCUCGAAGCCAGGGGCUUGACACUGAAAGAGCCGAUGCUCGCUUUUGGAAUGGGAGACGGAGAAAAAGCCAAAGUUCAAGAAGCCAUUUUACGUGCCGAAUGUCUUGAUGAACAAGACACCUUCUGCGGGAGAUUCCGGUGGCCCGCUUGUAGCAAAAUUCGGUCAGCUUUGGUACCAAGUGGGAAUCAUGAGCGACUCGUCCAGCCUUGGAUACACGAGGGCGACUCCGAUCACUCCGAAACUUUGCGAGUGGCUCAA
This is a messenger RNA of Mesorhabditis belari, 1449 nucleotides long. The record is from the annotation of a GenBank genome assembly. NCBI's taxonomy places the organism in Eukaryota, Metazoa, Nematoda, Chromadorea, Rhabditida, Rhabditidae.